This is a messenger RNA of Aspergillus wentii DTO 134E9, 450 nucleotides long. RefSeq lists its product as uncharacterized. The record is from RefSeq and is a predicted model, not a curated record. The coding region runs from base 4 to 450 and encodes 148 amino acids. NCBI's taxonomy places the organism in Eukaryota, Fungi, Ascomycota, Eurotiomycetes, Eurotiales, Aspergillaceae. The transcript is spliced from 2 exons.
AAAAUGCCUCCUUUGCUGGAAGUAGCGCCCAGGUCGACAGAUUUUCAUCCAUAUACACAAACCCGCGACUUCUCUGAACAAAGGACGCAUCCAGCAGAUGUUUUUUCUGUACUACUCAUCCUUGGUGAUAUUGUGGGACGAACACUUGGACAGGCUGCCGGCGGGUGGUUUGGACCGCCAUCCGUUUCUUUUGGUGAGUUGGAUCUCGGAUGUUUGGUGUUUCAGGGGGUACAAGAGGGACUAGAAGAAAUAACAUACAUGCUUGCUAAUGGGAAUAACUCUAAGGGUGGGUUGAUUACCCAAUCAAUGCAUUGUAUUGCUAUCAACGGAAAGACGGGAUAUGUCAGGGUCAAUUCCAGCUGGGUCUCAGGAAGGAUGGUCAGAGAUUAUGACAGCUGGAUGCAUGAUAAUAUAAAAGAUACAGCGAAGAAAUUGAUCGAUGAGAAGUGA